CAUCCGCAGUGAGGACGCGUCGCCGGCGCCGUUCAGUGUCAAAGUCAGUUGUGCCUGAGCUUGUGCCAGAGACAGUCAGUUUGUUGCGCUGCGAGUCUGCCAUCCAGCUGGUUUCCGCUUCCGGUUCCGUGCGAGUUCUUUGGCUGAUAACCUGUGGUUGUGCACCUUUUUCUAACGACUUUUGUAAACAAAGAAGAACUUUUUUCAAGGAAUAACAUUAGCCCAGCGUAUUUUUCUAAACAUUUUUAAGCAAAAAAAGGUUUCGUCUCGUGAAAGUCAAAGUGCAAAUUGGCCCAGAAACAACAAGUAUAGUUCCAUAAACUAGUUUCCAACUCGGUACUGUGGGUGUGCCUGUGUGUGUGUUAGUUGGAUCGUGUCUGUGUGUGUGUGCAAUUGAUUAAACAAAAUAAGGGUAACCUAGGCCAACUGAAAGCGGAGAGACCCCACCAAAAUCCGCGGACUAAAUAUCCGAAUCCGAGUGAAUCCCAAUCCAGUGAGAUGGGCUGCAACACCAGCCAGGAGCUGAAGACCAAGGACGGCUCGGCCAUCGAUGCGGUCAGCAAUGGCGAAGCGGAGCCAAGUGCUCCUCCCCUGGACGGCGAGUCCUCCUCCAAGUCAUCAGCGAACAAUCACACAAAUCACGCCAAAUCCAGUUCAAUUAUCUCCAAUGGCGAUGCGAAGGCGGCCAACGGGGGCGGCGGCGUCGGCGGGGGGAGUGGCAAGUCGGAAGCAACAAAUGGCAUUGACCGGCCCUGCGACAAAGCGGCAAUCACGGAGCUCAACGACGACGACGAGGACGAAGCAAAAGCCGCAACAAAAAUCCAAGCCGUCUUUCGAGGCCACAAAGUGAGAGAAACCAUGAAAAAAUCGGAAACCAAAACUGCGACCAACAACGGCAGUGCCGCCGGAGCCGCUCCAUCGGCAGCAGCAGCAGCCGCAGCCGAGGCAGCCGCAUCCGCAGAGCCAACCAAAGCCGAACUAGAGGCUGAAUUCGAUCCCAACGACAAGGAUCUCUGCCAUGCUGCAUUGAAGAUUCAGUCCACUUUCCGUGGUCACUUGGCACGCAAACUGGUCAACAAGGAUGCGCCAGAGGACGAGGACAUCCAGGAGAUAACCAAGAAGGUGGCCGAGGAGUUGGACAUAGAUUUAACCGAUCCCGAGCUUAACAAGGCUGCCACCAAAAUCCAGGCCUCGUUCCGCGGCCACAAGACCCGCAAGGACACCAACGCCGAGUAAGGAGUCCACAGCUGCACAUGUGGAAUUUUGUUGGUCCUGGCUGGUCGAGGCACAGAUGAAACUUCAACUAAUGCAUAUGCAAGUGAAUAAAAAAUUUGGUAAAUUGUAAAUGUGUAAGAGGCCAACCAAGAUGAGGAUGGGCACACAAUUGUAAACUUUUUAGUGAAUAUGUUUUAGCCCGAACGGCAAAAAACCCCAAAUGAUUCUCAUAAUAAUUAUAUAAACUAAGUCGAAAGCAAGGUUACGUAUUAUUUGCAAAGCUUUAAUAAAUUAACAAAGAAGAAAUCACAUUGUGCGAGAAAUGAUUCGGAAUAAGAAAAUAUUUACGGAAACAUAUUUGCGGCUUGUCAUAUUUUGAUUACUAACAUUUAGAAUCGUAAAUUUGCGUUAGUUAAUGUUUAAUUAAAUCUAAUUUGGUUUUUGGAAAACUCAAUUAAUCCCAAGACAGUAACUAAAACCAAACUAAAGUAAACUAAAGUUAAAUUUUCAAAGAAAAACCUAAUGUUACAAGAAAAGUAAAUAAAUAAAAGGCACGAUGUUCCAUAAAGUUUAUUGUAGGAAAAUGCGAAACCAAACAAAACAAGACAAAUGCAAGGAAAAUGCUGAACAAAUUUUUGGGAAAUCAUUUCCAUUUUGUCUGGCCAAUGCCAAAAGUAAAAAAUUAAUUGUACCUACAUGCAUACACAUGACAUGAAGUAAAAACCAAAGAAACUCAAUGUUGUUUCAAAUUAAGGCAAAUUAGGGGUACCCAAGCAACAUGAUGCAGCUUCGAGACGUCAACUCAACAAUUUUUCAGCCCCCGGGCUCUAUAUAAACUGAUAAAUCAAUGAACAUGAAGAUAACUAAUCUGGUGGCACAAUUUUCGUUUUUCUACCAAGUGUAUUACAUAUUUGUCUACUUAACAAUUGAUCCUCGAGAGGGAAACUGAAAUACACAUAUAUAUAUAUAUAUACCUAUACAAAGGCAAAGAAAUGUAUUAGAGCGAGUUGAAUUGGAAAAUAUUUUUUUUCGGCCACGGCUGAGAAAAUUGUUACCAUGUGGGCAACCAAAGCCACUAAAGAAAUAUUUAAAAUUCAAAUCAAUUAACUACAAAGAAGUAAUAACAAGCUAAUGAAAAUAAUUGAAAUUAUAUUAGAGAUCAAAGUCAAAUUCAAAUAAAUUGCAUAAAUUAUUACAUUUAAAAAGCAGAUGGGUAAAACCAGUUAUAUGUGGACAAAUGACAAGAAAAAACAAAAUAUGAAAGCAAACCAUAUACAAGCCGAUGAAACCAAAACAAAGAAUGUCCCAACUAAAUUUUAAUUGAGUAAUAAAAAUAAAUACAA
This is a messenger RNA of Drosophila elegans, 2558 nucleotides long. It is a transcript of the gene igl, whose product is annotated as cilia- and flagella-associated protein 91. Lineage: Eukaryota; Metazoa; Arthropoda; Insecta; Diptera; Drosophilidae. The record is from RefSeq and is a predicted model, not a curated record. Gene Ontology annotation, molecular function: calmodulin binding. The transcript has 3 exons. The coding region runs from base 499 to 1236 and encodes 245 amino acids.